AAAUAAUCCCAACCAAGAUUAUUGGACCCACCAAUAAUCUUGGCUAGGAUUAUUGGACCCCCAAUAAGUUGGCCAACCCAACUUAUUAGGGUGACCAAUAAUCGUGGUCACCUCCCAACCAAACCCCCCCUCCUACUCCUCACCUCUGUAUACCCGCUCCUUUCCCAAUACAAUGACCUACUUUUUACUGUCACGAUUUCUCACACACGACCCACAGCCUCACCGCUUCCACCACCACGCCCACUCCUGCCGCUGCGAGUCUGAGCUACUGCCGCGGAGGAGGAGGGCUGGUGAAAGAGCUCGGCCUCGGUGUUGAUGCUCCACUGCACUGGGCAACCUUGGCGGGGGUGUGGUGCUGUGAGAUCAGCCGCAUGUAGGCGAGCUUGUGGGCAUCAAUGGCGGGCGAGACUCUUGAGGAGUUGGCAGCAGAGGUGCAUCGAGGUAAGCUACGUCAAACACGGCAAGACGACGGGCAAGAUCGAGGACGUGGCGGGUGAAUGCAGAGGCGCGAGUGGUGGAGUCCAUAGUGAGGGAGUUGAACUCCUUGAUGAGGGAGUAGAGGGUGGCAACAUCCUGAUGAUCAAAGAGAUUGGCCAGGAGCUGCCACGGGUGGGAGGAGGAGGUGGGAGCUUGAGGGAGGAGAGAAUGGUGGCAAGGAGGAUUGCAAGCGCUCGACGAUCAGGGACAUGCCAGGCGGCUAUGCUGGUGGUGUAGGUGCGCAGGUGGGUAGUGUAGGUGGUGAACUCCUCCUGGUACGCGACAUAGCGUGCGACUGCGAAGUCGUAGUCGGCCUUGGCGGCUUCGUAGAUCAGCCGCAGGCGGAGGUGCUUGAUGAGGCUGUUGCAGUAGAUGCGGAUGGCAAUCUUGGCGCCCUGAGCACAACUGCUUGAACACAACGGCUUUCACGUUGUAGCCGCCAACCACCACCGAGGAGAGGAGCACCUUGACCGACUGGGCUUUGGAGUGCCGGUUGGCGGCAGUGUUGUCGGGGAGGAGUUCGAGUGCGUCAACCGCGGCAAGGUUGACGGGCGAGUCGGAGGAUGCCAUGCCGGGGGAGGAGUGAGAAAGAGGAGGGGAGGAAGGAGGGAGAAGGAGUGGGAGGAAGGAGGGAGAAGGAGUGGGAGGAAGGAGGAAGGAGGAAGGAGGAGGAAGAGGAGGUGAAAAGAGCAGGUGCGCAGAGCUCAGCUCUUAAGCCGAAGGCGCUGCACAAUGUGUAGCAUUUGAGGAUGCGGUGCAAUCGCGGGCGUGGGCACCGGCGAGAGGCGCAAGCUCGGACACGGCGGCGGCAGAUGCAAUGGCAGCGAGCAAUGGCGGACGCGGCGAGCGCGGCGACGGGGGACACACCUGGGAGGGCGCAUGACGGGAGUGCGAUGGAAGGAGGCGCGACGAAAGUGCGUGCGGCGGGAGGGCGCUCAAAAGGAUGGUUUAGGGUCGGGCGGACACAAUGGAAGGGUGGGACGGGAGGGUGCGCGACGGGAGGGCGCGAGGGAGGGCGCACAACGGGAGGACCCAAACCACUCUCUCACAUACCAACCCAUGCCUAAUUCGCCAACACCCAACCUAUCCCUCCCAAUCCAAACCUCAUCUCCUUAAUCCCUCUUUGCGCACCCAACCCUACUCGAUUUUCUGCCAACACCUAAUGCAGAUCUUGAAGUUUUUGGAGCAUGUGUCUCUCGAAGUUUUGAACUGUUGGAAUGCUUUUCCCCUAAGACCAGAAAUGCGAUUUUUAAAUUCAUCGCAUGCGAUUUUUAGAAACAUCGCACUGCAAAAACAAUGUGCGAAUAACAGUUUCAUCGCACGAUGCGAUUUUAAGUCGCAUUGCUUUUUUUUUUGUCGCCCCCAUACGCGAUGCGAUUUAAAUCGCAAUCGCGUUUUGAUCAUGUCUAGUGCCAACCAAAGGACCAGACCAAAUCCAAUGUUCACCCCCCAAUAUGU
Messenger RNA from Closterium sp. NIES-67, 1935 nucleotides. The record is from the annotation of a GenBank genome assembly. NCBI's taxonomy places the organism in Eukaryota, Viridiplantae, Streptophyta, Zygnematophyceae, Desmidiales, Closteriaceae.